Molecule: messenger RNA, 1192 nt
Organism: Myzus persicae (green peach aphid)
Lineage: Eukaryota; Metazoa; Arthropoda; Insecta; Hemiptera; Aphididae
Exons: 5
Coding region: 316-1107 (263 amino acids)
Biological process (GO): transcription elongation by mitochondrial RNA polymerase; mitochondrial transcription
Cellular component (GO): mitochondrial nucleoid
Molecular function (GO): DNA polymerase processivity factor activity
Source: RefSeq, a predicted model, not a curated record
CUGACUGGUGGAGAAAUAAAAUUAGUGUGCGAUAUUUUACAGCAGAUUAUAAUAUUAAACAGACAUUACAAAAUUUUUUUGUUGUUUAAUAUAAUCCGUGGUUUUACGGUACGUUUUUUUCGGUAAUUUAACCCAAGGUUGAGUUUAACCUCCGUAUCAGCAGACGCUCUAGCCUUCAUGGUUUUUUUCUGUGCAUUUAUUAUCACUAGCUUAUCACUAACUUUCCAUACAUAAUUUCUUGCUAGUGCUUACAGAAUAGGUCGAUCGUUGGAACUUGGAGCCGGCUCAAUUUUUUCAGUUUAAAUCAGCUAAACAAUGAUAUUGAAAUGUUUUGGAUUUCGGCCGUUGUGCUUGAUGCGCUGUUUUAGUGAAGCGAUAGAAGUUAGUAAAAUGAAACGAAAACAUAGUCGGAAUGUCAAUUAUUAUGUGCCUUUACUUUCAGAAGUAAGGCGAGAGUCUAUUAAGAAAAUUGUUUCUUUACAAAUGUCUGGUCGAUAUUUGAGUUGUACCACUAUACUCAGAGAUGGUAACAUUCUUAAAGAUUGGAAGAUGCUUUACAUGCCAGAAGAUAUGAACAAAAUGAAUUUAGAUGAUGUCUAUAAUUCUGUUGCUGCACUCAUGAAAGAUUUACCUGAAAGUGAUAUUUACCUAAUUGAGAACUAUGUGAAGAUGCCAAACAAUGUGAAUGUUGCUGGUGCCAAUUUAUUUUAUGUUAAAUUACAAACACUUGCUAUGCUAAUAGCUCUUAUCAACAGCGGCCAAGCUGUAAAUACCCAAGAAUCUAUGAACAAAGUGAUACUAAUGAAAGCUCGUUUGCAUGCCAGACUAUUUCGAAUUAUUGUUGGUACAGAAAUCAUUUCAUCACAAGAUAUAACUGAAUUGAUGCUAAAAGGCGUCUUUCCUGAAUAUAUUACUCCUGUUGUUCCAGCAAUCGAUGCUAUUUUAUCUUAUAGAUCAGUUAAAGAACCAAUUUUAAGAGAACUUAUGUCCAAUGGUCUUAUGUUGGCGAUGGCUUUUGUUGAUCUAGUAUUGAAUUCAAAUUCAAAAAGUAUGCAAGCACUUAAUGAAAGUUCUAAGAGAAAAUUAAAAACCACAAAAAAAUUAUAAUUUUAAUGAUCAUUUAAUGAAACGAUAAAUACACAUUUGACUAGAGAUUUAAUUUUUAAAUAAACAAUGAUCUUGAAAAAAUAUA